Molecule: messenger RNA, 2962 nt
Organism: Siniperca chuatsi (mandarin fish)
Lineage: Eukaryota; Metazoa; Chordata; Actinopteri; Centrarchiformes; Sinipercidae
Product: inactive phospholipid phosphatase 7
Exons: 3
Coding region: 786-1655 (289 amino acids)
Cellular component (GO): nuclear envelope
Molecular function (GO): sphingosine-1-phosphate phosphatase activity
Source: RefSeq, a predicted model, not a curated record
AGCCUACAGAAGGCUGACAUGAUCAAUAUUUUAACAGUUCACCUCACUUCACCUCGUAGGCUGAGAGCUUCUGUGUGAUGUUGAAGAGGAAAUUUUGUGGCAUUUUGUCCAUGGACCGCGCAUUCAACUAAUAAUUUAUUAGAAUUAUUAUAGGCUAGUAGUAAUAGUGUAGCAGUAACAUUUUUUACUGACUAGAUCAUAGAUCGGACCCCCCGAGUCCGGUCGCUGUCUGUUUAAGCACCUUGGAGAACUCCGCUCCACAGCAGAGCGCUCUGCAGAUGUUGAAUCGCGAUCGUGCGUAAACUACGUCAAAUCCGGAAGAACCAAAUGCUGCACUGCUUGGGCUGCCUUGUCUUCACCCUUUGUUGAUGAUAUCGGCUGUCUGCUAACGGUUUCAGGUUGUGCCUGCAUCGCGUUAUACUAGAAUCCUCUUUCCUCGCUGCCAGGAUCUCAGAGGUGUUAUGGAGGCUGCAGGGGAGAUUUAGAGUGAUGCUGUGUGGUUCAUAUUCUUCCUUCGCCUGAUCGGGUUUCACUGGAUUGGCCGAAGCAAAUGCCAUUCAAUACACUCUCCCAGCGUGCAUGGGUCGCGGUAUAAACAGCAUGGCCAUCACGCAUUCCAGUGGGUCUAAAUAUAUCUAUUAAGGCCACAGGAGGGGAAGGUCCGGUGUAGGGGGUUUAUCCUGGGACAUUUCACUGUCGUGGUGAACUCGCACCACUUGAAUUAUCUUCCAGAGAUUGACAAUCGGUUGUUGGACCCACAGAGGAGAACUUGCCCCUGUCCAAACAUGCCCUCGAGUUACAAUGUGAGAUCCAGGGCGCGGGAGAGAAACAGCGUCCUGAGCAGACCUGAGUUCAUGUCACUGAACCAACAGCCCCUCCGCGGCGGCGGCGGCCCCUCUGAGAGCCGAGGCACCGCAAAGCGACCGGGCCAGAUCAAGCACCAAACAAGCCAGCCGAGUGAAGAACCUACCGACAGUGGCAGCAAGGACAGGAGAGAGCCCAGCAAAAUGCCAGAGGAAGACUGUAUGCAGCUGAACCCUUCAUUCAAGGGAAUAGCGAUUAACUCCCUCCUGGCCAUAGACAUCUGUCUGUCCAAGCGCAUGGGGGUGUGCGCCUACAUGUCGUCCUCCUGGGGAGGCUGCCGCUCCAUGGUCGCCCUGUUAGCGCUCACAGGGCACGGCAUCACGUGGAUCAUUGGUACUAUUGUGUGUCUCACAAGGAGUAACACUCUGGCUGGGCAAGAGGUCCUGGUCAACCUGCUGCUUGCCCUCAUUCUUGAUGUCAUGACUGUGGCUGGAGUCCAGAGGCUGGUGAAGCGCAGAGGCCCCUGGGAGAUGAUGCCAGGCUUCCUGGACUGCAUCGCCAUGGACAUCUACUCCUUCCCUGCUGCUCAUGCCAGCCGGGCCGCCAUGGUCUCCAAGUUCCUGCUGUCCCACCUGGUCCUGGCUGUGCCGCUUCGCAUCCUGUUGGUGCUGUGGGCCUUUCUGGUGGGCGUGUCCCGGGUGCUGCUGGGGAAACACCACCUAACUGAUAUGGUGUGUGGCUUUGCACUGGGCAUGCUCCACUUUAACUUGAUGGAGACGGUGUGGCUCUCAUCAAGCACCUGUCAGACUCUUAUUUCCAUAAGCACGCUCAGCUGGAGCCCCUUUUUCUGAGCUUUUGAUAUAAGGCUAUGCUAGCGCACAAGGCUUAUUUGAUACAGUAACCUUGCAAUGUCAAGGACCUAGGUCUUUUUUUGCGAGGGUCCGAAGUUCUUAUUGCAGGUUGUGAACAGAGAAGCAUUAAUAUUUGUAAUCAGGUGCUGGCUUGCAUGUAACGCCCAAGACCUUACAAGACCUUUAUAAUGCUUCACAAACCCUGAUAUCUUCAGUCAAAUCGACUAAUACACACACCUCUGCUGAUCCUUAAUUUCAAUGCUAAUAAAUAGAAAUAAUAAUAAACAGAAAAUUAAGAUUAGAUAAUUAACUGCAACUGUACAUGUAGGAUUAAAGUUUUUGAUUUUUAAAGAUUAUUAAGAUUAUUAUUAUUAUUUGGAUUCUCAUAGAGUAUGGUACCAUUCAUCCGUAACCGAACCUCUUUCUAUUCAUCAAAUUCUCUCUUGAGUAGGUAUGCCUCUUCCUCCUUACCAUCCUACCUUUUACUUCCCCCUUCUCUUUGUUACCGCUUCCUCUUUUCUCAAUUUUUGUUUGUGCUUCUAUUCUGGGACAGUGAAAUUCUUAAACCAUGUUGAACACCGAAUAGAGUUUGGUAUACGGCUGUAAUAUUGGAUGUCACACUAAAACAUAUAGAGUGAUUGUUGUUUAGAUAUUCCACAUUGUUCCUAAUUGGCAUGACUAAUAUGUUUGUAUAUUUCUGAUGGGAUUCUGUUCUUUUUAUUGUAUGUUUAUCAAAUAUGAACUUAUUUUUGAUGCUGUUGAAUUUAGCUGCUUGUGUAAAACAAAUGUCACACGGAAUUUAAUAAUUUUCUGACAGGGUCAAAUAUAAUUUCCUUCAACAUGCCCUUUGAGCUUUAAUGAGUUUAAAUCGUUUUUUAUAGCAUAUAUUUCUCUUCAGCUCUUUCAUUUCAGACUGCUGCAGUCUGCACAUUAGCCUAACAGAUGCUUAUGGUUUGUCAGAGAUACUGAUUUUAUGCCCCACUAAACAACUGAAGUGUGUGUGUGUGUGUGUGUGUGUGUGUGUGUGUGUGUGUGUGUGUGUGUGUGUGUGCGAUUGUUGGCAUAUGAAGUAAAAAUAUCUAUUUGAAAUAUCAGUUUUUAACUAAUUAUACCUUUUUUAAAUGUGUUUUUUAUUGACUUUGAUUGAAAUCUGAUGGGGGUCUUUGUGGCAAAAAAAUGUCACUACAUUGGUUUGGUGUGUAAAUACAGUUUUGUGUACAUUAGUUCGCUUUUUCCUGUACAGGGAUCUGUGUAUCAUGUUUUUACUUUGUUUCUCCAUCUCAUUAAUAAAACGAGGUGGGCUGUCA